Molecule: messenger RNA, 2370 nt
Organism: Propithecus coquereli (Coquerel's sifaka)
Lineage: Eukaryota; Metazoa; Chordata; Mammalia; Primates; Indriidae
Gene: TTC9
Product: tetratricopeptide repeat domain 9
Exons: 3
Coding region: 173-841 (222 amino acids)
Molecular function (GO): protein binding
Source: RefSeq, a predicted model, not a curated record
AGCCUCCGGCGGCUGGCGAGGAGAAUGGGAGUGCGGGGCGCCAGACCGCCGCGGGGUGUCACGGCCGCGGCGAAGCCUGCGAGGCGCGGGGCCGGCGCCCGCCGCUUUUAAACCCAGGAGGGCGCGGCGGCGGCUGGGAUCGCGGCGCGCGGGGCGCCUGGGCGGCUGCCGAAUGGAGAGGAAGGGCUCGGCGGCAGGGGCCAAGGGGAACCCGAGCCCGCCCGCGGCCGGCGAGGGGCAGCGGCCACCGCCGCCUCUGUGCGUCCCGGGCAGCGGCGGAGGGGCCCCCGCGCGGGGCCAGGCUGGGGCGGCGGCCGAGCCGGCCGAGCUCAUCCGGCGCGCGCACGAGUUCAAAAGCCAAGGGGCGCAGUGCUACAAGGACAAGAAAUUCCGCGAAGCCAUCGGCAAAUACCACCGGGCGUUGCUGGAGCUGAAGGGGCUGCUGCCGCCCCCCGGGGAACGGGAGCGGGACUCGCGCUCGGCCUCCCCGGCCGGGGCCCCCAAGCCCGGCCGCCUCUCGGAGGAGCAGAGCAAGACAGUGGAAGCCAUCGAGAUCGACUGCUACAACAGCCUGGCAGCCUGCCUGCUCCAGGCUGAGCUGGUAAACUAUGAACGAGUCAAGGAAUAUUGCCUCAAAGUCCUGAAGAAGGAAGGGGAGAACUUCAAGGCCCUUUACCGAUCUGGUGUGGCUUUCUACCACCUGGGGGACUAUGACAAAGCACUCUACUACCUGAAAGAAGCAAGGACUCGACAACCCACAGACACCAACGUGAUUCGGUACAUCCAGCUGACGGAGAUGAAGCUCAGCAGAUGCUCCCAGAGAGAGAAAGAAGCCAUGUAACUGGGAAGCCUCUCCAGAGCUGCACCCACUGCUGACUGGGGACGUCCAGGCACCCCUGCUGGAGAGCCCCUCCCUGGGUCCUGUUCCUUUCUCCCCACUUCUUACAGCUCUCCUUUUUUCCUGCCGUUGCACCCCAACUCUUUCCCAGUGCGAAAGGAAGGAGAAAUGCAUAUUUGGAAUCUGGCGGGUUGCCCAGACAAUGGAAACAUCCUCUUCUCUAGCAAUUCGGCAACUGAGAGGGGCCUAACUUCUGCUGGGACAGCUGCAGAAGGUCUCACAGGCUGGGAACUCCGUGGCUUUGACUUUGGCCAGUGCUUCUGACAGAGUUAGAGCCUGGCAGGUGUAUCAUCCCAAAAGCAGCUGGCACAGAGCCCAGGGUCUGGACCCUUCCACACCUUCCUGACAGACCCAGAGCAUCUCAAGGCAACUGUUACAAAUCCAGGGAUGAGACAAACACCAGAAGCAACGGUACAGCCAACAUAGAGACCGUGAAUUUAUACACUGGAGUCCCCCACGUCCCCGUCACCUUGGCCCUGCCUCCCUCCCUCCCUUAUUGUCUUGGUUUGUGCUUUCUUCUCGCCUCCUGGGGGAUCUGAGGCUGCCAGGAUUCACAUGCCACUGAAGCCCACGCUCAGUGCCCUCUGGUGACCGCACAUACCAUUCCCCAUCCUCCCACCCAGCAGGCACCUGUGACCACAGAAAGACAGGGCUAAGUGGGCCAAGUUUUGGGGCAGGGCAGCCAUGCAGGUGACAGGGCAGGGAAAGAUGACGCCCGGGGGAAAGAGCAUUGUAUAGGCUGGGGGAUUGAACUGUGGACUAAUUAAGUGUAAAUAAAGGUAAAUUAACAGGUAGCAGUUCCUGUGAUUUCUGUAGGAAGCAGCCCACACCCUCACUCUUACUCUGUCCCAAACCCUCAAUCAGAGCUUCUUAUAGCCAGGCAGGAUGGGACUUCCCCCAAAGCAACUGGCCAUUUGUCCAGUGGCAUACAAUGUGGGCUGCAGCCUUUGUGCUGUUAAGAGUGGGCUGGGAUUGUGGAGACUGCCCAAGGGCUUGGCUUUCUGGGAAUUUGUACAACCUCUUUUUGAUGAAAUUAUCUGGACUCAAUAUCUAGCGCAUUGAAUAUGUUCAACAAAUAUUUGUUGAAUGAAUAAGUUAUGACUGCAGACUGGCUCUCCUGCCUUAAACUAAUUUCAUCCCAGCCUAGUCUCCUGGUAUCUGUGCUCUUUAUGCUAUGCCAUAUUGCUUCAGUCCAAACAAGAGGGCUUCUCAUUUGCCCACCGUUUGUGCAAUACACUGUGGGGCACAGGAUGUAGUCCCGGUCUUCGAGGAGAUGGAAGAGUCGAGAAAUGCAGAUGAGAUUAUUACCAAUGACACCUUUAAUUUAUAUGAUGCUUUAAAAUUUUCAAAGCACUUUCAUGUAUUUUUCGUGUGAUUAGUGGAAAAGACAAUAUUGUACAAAAUUAAAAUAUAUACAGAUGCAAUAAUGUUCAUAGUUAGGAUUUAUUAAAUGCACUAUGUUCAGAUCUUUA